AUGGUACUUCUGUGUGAGGACGUGCUGCUGGCAGCCAGCAGAGCUGGCGGCGCCAGCACGCUCUUAGGCCUCCUCUGUGAGCUCAGAGCCACAGCUGAGCUGAAGGCACCACACUCCUCCCCUGUUCUCUGCAAGGAGGAAGCCAGUGAGCUGGUCCUCGGCCUGUGCUCAGAGCUGCUGCCCCCCCGACCCCGCACGGGGCCCCCCAGCACAGCAUUUAGUCCUCAUCUGGGUAAGAUCUCGGUAUACGGCAUCAUCCUUCACACUGAUUCAUCCAGGAGAAAAAUGAAGCCCUAA
Molecule: messenger RNA, 297 nt
Organism: Rangifer tarandus platyrhynchus (Svalbard reindeer)
Lineage: Eukaryota; Metazoa; Chordata; Mammalia; Artiodactyla; Cervidae
Source: the annotation of a GenBank genome assembly